CUGCCACUACCAACCAAGCAACCAAGCACCCUCUCCCCUAAACCAGUCUGGUGAGAGCAUUCCCUGAAGUCGCGGCCGCAUUCCUUCUGUCCUGCGUCGAACCGACCGCUCUGUUACCUCGUCGUCGAUCGCUCGAUUGAUAUCCGUUGCCCCUUCGUUUGCUAGUCGGCUCGCUUCCUUCCCCUGCUUCCUCGUCGUUAUCCCCCCUACUAGCUCCAAGUAACCCGGCAUUCCUGCGACUCGCAGCGACGAGUUUUCGUCCACGACAGGGUCGCACGAAGCAGUCGCCGGCGUGUGCGUACGCCUCGGUACGCUUCGGUUCGGUUCGGCUCGCCUCGGCUCGCCUCGGUUUGCUGGCGUUCGCACAACACAGCCAUGGCGGAUCCUGGAGCUCUACCCCGGCCGUUUCGUUGAUUAAGGAGCAGCGGCGUAGGGUGAUUAAGGCAACACUAGGUCACGACUAAAGCAAGAUCAGGGCAACGACAUUCGUUACAAGCGCGACAGAGUCAGCUGGUUCGAUAGGUCGACAGGGUUAGCAGUGCGUCACCAUUAUUUACCCCUUCUUGCCAACAGGUUAGGUAUACCACCAAGUAUAAAACACUCUCUGGUAUAAAUAACUCCGCUCUCCGUACCAGUCCGAGCUCUUCUACUGAAGUACUGGUAUUGCCGAGCCUAGUCGCUGCUGCCAGCCACCUGCUCGACGCUUCUUUUCUAACACUCAUGGCCCAGAACCAUCUAUGCCCUUCCCUCCCCUCCACUCUCUCGCAACCCUCCCAUCAUCCGCGCUAUCCCCCGCACAUUCUCCCCCCCCAUUCCCGCGCAACCUCCCGCGUAGUCUCCCGCGCAACCGCAGCCGCCAUCCCCGCUCCGCCCCCUUCCUCCCCCGGCUUUACAGCCCAGCUGCGCACUACGUUCCCCAUCGCUUGCCGUUCCGUGUCGUGCCCACGGUCGCCGCUAGUGCCGCCGCUAGUGCCGCCGCUAGUGCCGCCACACCAUGCGGCAGUCCACGUCAUCACUCCGCCGCUGCCGCACCGCAAGCAUUGCCAAUCGCGUCGCCUAACUCUCCGAAACGGCUACCGCCUCCCCCUGUUAGCGCCUGCGACCCCGCACUCGCCCCACCCCGCGUCCGCGCAUUCCAGCCGUGCUCAGCUACCCUGCAGCUGGGUUUCCGGCAGCGGCGGCGGCGGUAGCGGAAGCGGCGGAAGCGGCGGAGGCUGUAGGUGGAGGGGGAGACCUCGCGCGGGAAACAAUAGCGGGACCAACGACCCGCCGCAGCAGCAGCAACCGCCGGCGCAGCAGCAGAAGCAAGGGAUGUGGGCGACGAAAGAGGGAGGGGGGGUAGUGAACGGGUUCUCAUUCGGACGGCUAUUCGAGACCAUGGAUCGAGUCACGCGCCAGCAGCAGCCGCGCCAACAGCAAGCGGAGGCAACGGCUCCACCGCCGCCUCCGCCGCCGCCGCCUCCAUCGCCGCCGAAGCAGCAGCAGCAGCAGCAGCAGCAGCAGCAGGAGGCGGAGUUGCGGAAGCAGCAGGAGGAGGAGGUGCGGAGGCAGCGGCGUCUGGAGCAGCUGCACCAGCAGCAGGUCGCGGCGGCGGCGGCGGCCAGGCAGGAAGCGCAGGCCCUGCUGCAGCAACAACAGCAGCAGCAGCAGCAGCAGCAGCGAUUGCAGCAGCAGAGCCUGUUACAAGCGCAGCAGCAGCAACAAAGGUUAAAGGAGCAGCAACGGUUACAGCAGCACCGGCAGAUGCUUCAGCAGCAGCAGCAGCAACAGCCGCCGCCGCCGCCGCAGCAGCAGCAGCAGCAGCGUCAGUCGCAGCUGCUUCAGCAGCAGAGAGUGCCCCUUGCGCCGUCACAGCCACACCAGCAGCAGCCCAAGCAAGCAAUGCCGCAACUCCCGCAACAGAUGAUACAGCAGCCGCGGCAGCAGAUGCCGCAGCAGCAGCAGGAAGAGCAGCAGUUAAUCCCGGGCUUCCCGAAAUUCUCUCAGCUGGUGUCGUUCCUCCAGAGCCCCACCACGUACCCGGAUCCCCCCCCUCCCCCCGCGCCGUGCUCGCGCGUGUACAGCCACGUGAACGUGCAGCGCCCCGCGGACUACUGGGACUACGAGGCGCUAAGGGUGCCGUGGGGAGACCAGGCGGACUAUGAGCUAGUGCGCAAGGUGGGGCGUGGCAAAUACAGCGAGGUGUUUGAGGGGCGCAGCACGCGGCACGGCGCGCGCUGCAUCGUCAAAGUGCUCAAGCCCGUCAGGCGGAAGAAGAUUCUGCGCGAGAUCAAGAUCCUGCAGAACCUCAUGGGCGGUCGCAACAUCAUCCAGCUGCUGGACGUGGUGCAGGAUGCCGCCUCCACCACGCCCUCACUCAUCUUUGAGUUUGUCAACAACCACGACUUCAAGCACCUCUACCCGGCACUCACUGACCUCGAUAUCCGGUUUUAUCUCUUCGAGCUGCUGCAGGCGCUGGACUUUGCGCACUCGCAGGGCAUCAUGCACCGCGACGUGAAGCCGCACAACGUGAUGAUCGACCACCAGCGCCGCCAGCUGCGCCUCAUCGACUGGGGCCUCGCCGAGUUCUACCACCCGGGCAUGGCCUACAACGUCAGAGUCGCCUCCAGGUACUUCAAGGGGCCGGAGCUGCUGGUGAACAUCGAGGACUACGACUACUCGCUGGACAUGUGGAGUCUGGGAUGCAUGCUGGCCGGCAUGAUCUUUCGCCGGGAGCCCUUCUUCUUUGGAGCGGACAACAACGACCAGCUCGUCAAGAUCGCACAGGUGCUGGGCACGUCGGACCUGUAUCAGUACCUGUCGCGCUACUCUGUGCGCCUGGACUCCCAGCUGCAGUCCGCGGUCGGCAGGCAUCGGCGCAAGCCAUGGUCUCGCUUUGUGACAGCUGAAAACCAGCACCUCGUGUCGCCAGAGGCCAUUGACUUUCUUGACCGCCUGCUGCGAUAUGAUCACCAGGAGCGGCUAACAGCCAAGCAAGCCAUGGACCACCCCUACUUCGAUCCCAUUAGAAACCCUUCUCUGCGCCCUCCCUCUUGCUCGGGCUGAUGUGCAAGGAAUGGGACGAGAGGGGGGAGAGAGGGGAAGGGGGGGGAGUUUAGAGAGGGGAGGGACGCUUUUGAGUCGACUCAAAAGCAGACUCUCUGCGCCCUCUUUCUCGCACUGGCUGACGUGCAAGGAAUGGGACGAGAGUGGGUAGAGGGGGGGAGGGGGAGGAGGGGGGGUAUUUUAUCGCAGUAUUAUGACGGAAUGUGAGGGUACUGAUUGAAAAGCCAAGGGGAGGAGGGUGGGACAGACACAGCAGGCGCCACAGUUUUUUGGGUCGGGGGAUUGAUUCCGACCCAUUCCAGUGCUGCAGAUGACUCUUGAGGGGUCAUAGUUUUUCAAUGUCGGGUCAGGUUGGGUGACUCCAUUCUUCUGCGCAAGGGCGUGCGGCGAAUCAAAACCGCGCGUCAUGAGACGAGGCGGUGUUUGUUUGAGGCGGGCAGCUCAAAGAAGGCGCCACAGGACGGUCGUCACGUUAAUGUCGGGUUGGGACUCGGGUGACUCAAUCCAUUCUGUUCCACAGCUCAAGGGCAGCGGCAGGGUGCUUGCCACACUCUCUUUCUUCCUCUACUCGCUGUUGUGCCAAGGGGAACGCGCAAGGGGGGGAGACCGAUUGUAUCGAGGGAAGGGCAGGGCAGGGCAGGGGAGGACGGGGAAGAGGAGGCGCUGUAUCGGCACAUGGGUCUGGUCUGCUCUGGUACGGUAUGAAUAUGGCAUACUCUGGUGGAUGGGACGGUUGUGAAACGGAGUUGAAUUGCCUUGCCACAGCAAAGGGCCUGCCGUACACUGUGCUUGUGCUUUCAGACAGCAGCAACAAGGUACUUGUCCGCGCUACCAUCUACAGUUCCUGUUGCGCUGGACUGGUGCCCUGCCUGCCUGCUGCUCAUGGCACAUUGUAGUAGGUUCGUUCGGUGAUUCGGCACAUCCAUCCAGCUCUUUUGGUAGGCAGUUUAUUACGGUACUACAAGCCUUGUUUCAAUGCUUCGUAACAUGGCACGUUUAUUUUUGUUUGACCUGGCAUGUCACCCCCCCCUGUUUGUGCUUGUUUUGAACCGUGCUAUUUGUUGGAGUAGCGGGAUAAAGUUGAUGAAGGAAAACGUUUA
Closterium sp. NIES-67 is the source of this 4145-nucleotide messenger RNA. NCBI's taxonomy places the organism in Eukaryota, Viridiplantae, Streptophyta, Zygnematophyceae, Desmidiales, Closteriaceae. The record is from the annotation of a GenBank genome assembly.